Molecule: messenger RNA, 1169 nt
Organism: Xiphophorus maculatus (southern platyfish)
Lineage: Eukaryota; Metazoa; Chordata; Actinopteri; Cyprinodontiformes; Poeciliidae
Product: C-type mannose receptor 2-like
Exons: 5
Coding region: 84-1169 (361 amino acids)
Source: RefSeq, a predicted model, not a curated record
AGAACAUCAAGAGAAGAGCAACUAGUUACUGAGGAAGGAGAUAGACAAACUGCUGGAGGAAAAUAAUUCAUCUGACAGCAAAGAUGCAGUGGAGUCUGAUUCUGCUCUUCCUGAUGGCUCAGUGUUGCUUCAUUGACUGUCAGCUCUAUGAGUUUCACUACAUUAAUGAGAAUAAAACCUGGACUGAAGCUCAGCAGUACUGCAGAGAGAAACACACUGACCUGGCCACAGUGACUAACAUGAAGGACAUGAAGAGACUCAACAACAUCUCAGCUGGAUAUCAGAGGGAAGCUUGGAUUGGUCUGUAUAAUAAAACACUUGGUACCAGAACAUGGUUCUGGUCUCUGCCUGGAGUGGAGUUCAAUGAAAGUGAGACAAACUGGAACAAUAAUGAACCAAAUGAUAAAGGAAUUAAAGAUUCUGAGAACUGUGGGAUUGUGUAUCAAGAUCUCAAAUGGGGAGUUCAGGGUUGCCAGUGGCCUGAAUAUUUUCUCUGCUAUGAUGAAACUAAUAAAACCCAUAAAUAUCACCUGAUUAAAGACAUGAAGACCUGGCAGGAAGCUCAGAGUUACUGCAGAGAGAAACACACAGACCUGAUCAGUGGAACGAAGCAACUACAGGAUGAAGAAGUGAAGAAAUUGAUGAACUUUGAGUUCAAACAACUAUACAUUGGUCUGUUCAGAGACACCUGGAGGUGGUCAGAUGGAAACAGUUCCUCCUUCAGACACUGGAAUCUACAGUUUAACUAUCCACAAUCCAACAGUGGUCAAUGUGUCAUGACUGUGUUUAAUGAUGGAGGCAGAUGGAGGAAUGAGAACUGUGCUGAAAGAAAACCCUUCAUCUGUUAUGAUGAAGUGAUCCUGAUCAAAGAAAAUAAAACCUGGAAGGACGCCUUGACCUACUGCAGAGGUCACCACCGUGACCUGGUCACCAUCACCAACAUGGAUGAUCGGAGACGGAUCCAGGAGAAAGUCAAGAACGCAUCGACUCCUUUUGUCUGGAUUGGACUGCGUUUCAACUGCAGUAUGAAUGUUUGGUUCUGGGUCUGUAAUAACUGGGCCUGGGAUGAACAGAAUGACUGCAACAUGUUUGGAGUCAUGGAGGCAGGAGGAGAGUAUCAGUGGUUCCAAAGAAACGGCAGCGAGAGAUUUAACUUCAUCUGUUCUUAA